This is a messenger RNA of Trichomycterus rosablanca, 2456 nucleotides long. It is a transcript of the gene mffb, whose product is annotated as mitochondrial fission factor b. NCBI's taxonomy places the organism in Eukaryota, Metazoa, Chordata, Actinopteri, Siluriformes, Trichomycteridae. Gene Ontology annotation, cellular component: peroxisome; mitochondrial outer membrane. The coding region runs from base 210 to 1046 and encodes 278 amino acids. The record is from RefSeq and is a predicted model, not a curated record. The transcript is spliced from 7 exons. Gene Ontology annotation, biological process: positive regulation of mitochondrial fission.
UCCUAGCAGUUUGAGGUGCAGAUAUUCAUUCCUGUUGCUUUCACGCCUAGUCAGUUAUUGUAGGAUUCAUUUUUGAAAUAUUUCAGCUCGUCCGACCUGAUAAUCGAGUUUAUUAUUACCGAAACCGGACUGUAAUUAUUCGAUAUGUGAAAGUAAAAACCCCAGAGAGGAAGCUAACUGACGGAGAGAGAGAGAGAAAGCUCGGAGGAAUGAGUGAAGCCGACUUCUCCUCCACUGCCGACAUGGCUGAGAUGAACCGUUUGCUGUACCAGCUGGAGUACACGGAGGGCAUCAGCCUGCAGAUGAGGAUCCCACAGAAGCUGAAAGUGGCACCAGGCUCCUCAGGGGAUCAAGCAGCAUCGUUCCAGGAGGAACCUCACAGCACUAUGAUGAAUGUUCCAGACAGGAUCGUCGUAGCAGACGACGGUGGUGAUGCUCGCUUCAGCAUACCCCGAGAGCUAGAUAUAAUCCAGCCUGCGUCAGUGGAGAGCGUGGCGCUGAAGGCUCCUCCGCGGGUCCUCACCCUUAAAGACCAGCCUCUGAAUUUCCUGGAGCCGGAGCAGUCAAACCAACCUGCUCAUUUCAAACAAGAGGUCCAUUCUCACACUAGAUGGAGGCGUGAGCGCUACGCCAAUGAGAACGUAGGAGCUCACCACAACGUGCAGAUCGUCACAUAUGAUGCUCAUCCGGUGCGUGCGUGUCCCCCUCUGGUGUCUCCUGAGGACUGGCCGAGCAUGUCCAGCGUUGGUGGGAUCCUCUCCUACGUCCAGCUGACCACACGCAGAGCCUUGGAGCAAGUCCUGGUCAUGUUGGUUCCUGCUCACCGCAGAAAUGCUCGUACAGCUUUGGAGGUCAGCGUGGAGAGCACUUUCGAUGAUGCAGCUUUGGUCGAUGCCUCUGCGCUCAGACGACAGAUCGUGAAGCUGAACCGAAGGCUUCAGUCGUUGGAGCACGAGAACAAAGAGCGAAGCAGGCGUGAGAUGGCCAUGUACUCUCUCACCGCGGCUCUCUGGCUGAUAAACGCCUGGAUGUUGGCCCGUCGCUGACUUCUGGAGCUGCUCCCUCCGUUCACUGAUCAUCUCAGGCUGUGUUUAAAUGUUAUUAGAUCUGACUACUGUAUUUGUGUGUGUUUAUUGUAACUUAUUUUGAAAUUAUUUUGAACAAGGUGAAAUUCCGGCCUAAAUUUUAUUUAGAUGCUGCCAUAAAUACGUAUUUUAAAGAGCUGAGAACUCUAGUAAUUAUCUAACUGAUGUCUAAUUAAUAGACAUCAGUAGUUUUAAUUUACCAGAGUGUUACUAUUAUAAUUGGUAAAUAUUCCAACACGGACAACUGUGUAUGACAAGCUAAUGUGGGUAAAAAUGUGAUCUGAAUAUUUUCUGGGUUUUAUUUUAAUAUUCUAUUGCCUUAUGAACAAAUCAACGCAUUUAUAAUAAAAAUAGUUGCAUGAUAUACAAAACUGGAUCGUUGUUGGUGAAAUUUUAGUAGCUGGUUCAACGUUAAUGUUAGUUUUACAAAGUCAUAGACACUUUUGUACUUUGCUCUUCUUGCCGUCCUUCGACUACAAGCUUCAGUUCUUUCUACAGAUGUUUGAUAGGAUUCGGAUUAGGACUCAUCAGACCAUUACUGACUGGCCCAACAUUUUCCUCUCAUUCUUUUUUGGGUGCUUUUUGAUGUUGAUUUGGCUCAUUAUCCUGGUGGAAGACCCAUAACCUGCUACUGAAAAUAAAGCAACCACAAAACAUUAGUGAGCCAGAGUUGGCAUCGCUGCCAAAAUCCAUGCUGACAAACUGAAGAGCUUUUUAGUAAUUGUCUUGCUUAUAAAAGAGGGUCCAUAUUUGAAUAAAAUGCAAAAGUACCGAUAUUUAUCAUUUUUCAGUUAUGCACUAAAAUAAAAAUUAAGAUGCUUUGUUGUGGGGUUGUACAAUUUUUAAUAAUCUAAAAUCAGAAAAGGUUCAUUUAUAUUUUAUUUCUUCUUUAUUCCAUAUGCAAAUAAUCAAGCACUGGAUCUCAUAGUUGUGUAAAGAAGUUGUUAAAUCGUGUUGUCCAGAAUCGAACAAAUGCAGAAAACAAUUAUGGAAAACAAUGUGUGUGUUCUUUUGCGUAAUUGUUGGUUUAUAAUCUAUAAGAUAACAGCAGCAGUGUGAGUUGUUUUCAUGAUGUUAUACAUACAGCAUUUAGAUUAUUACUUUAGAGGUGGAGAAAGUUCUAUUAUGUUGUUUAACCUCGUGGCAUGUUCUAAUUUUUAUUCAUGAUUAUGAUGGAUGUGGAUGUUAAGAACCAAUACAGAAAGAACCAGGUCUGUCAAUUGAAUUAAUCGGAACCUAUUUUCCAAAACAUAAGUGACCAUGUCCACAUAGUUUCUGGAGUGUUUGCACCUGUGUUGUACUGCGUGGUUAAUGAAGCUCAUACAAAAUACUAUAGAGACAAAGGAUUAAAAACAGUUUCCUGCUCUUAAA